AAACUCAUAGCAACCCUGAAUACUUCAAACACGCAGUUGAAGAAGAAUCGAAAAGUUUCUGUUGUGAAAAUUCGAUAAACUAGGGGAAAAAAAGAAACUUUAUUUGUAACCAAGGAAUUGUGGGUAUUUUUGAAAUCAAGUUAUAUAUUUACACUGGUAAGCAUUUACUUAUAAAUAAGUAUGUCAAAAGAAACGGCGGAAAAUCAUGAAAACAAACAAGCCGCCGAUCAAAGCGCAGGUGUCAGUGGAGCAGGAGAAUUGGCUGCUUGUGAAGAAUGUGAUGAUAAGGCUAGUUGUGGAGCAGCUAUAAACAAUGUUGAUCGCGGCGGGGGACAAAACGAACACUCGAAAAAUUCAUUCAAUGAAUCUCCGCCGUCAUUGUCGCCAGUUAUGUCAUUAACGCCAACACCUACUCCGUCUCCUACAACGGACACCUGUCGAGAGGAGAUGGGUGCCUGCUCGUCAAGUAUUCUGAGUGAGAAUGAAGAAUACAUUUUACAUAGAUGUGUUUUUCAAGGUGACUAUAAACGGUUGGCCCGACUUAUUCAAAGACCUUCGUUAAACCUCAAACGAAUACAAGAAGAAAUUGGUAACAAGGAUAAACAUGGCAAUACGCCAUUACAUCUAGCAGUGAUGCUCGGGCGGAAAGAGUGUAUCAAUUUACUCUUAGCUCACGGAGCUCCAGUAAAAAUAAAAAAUUGUGAGGGAUGGUCACCCCUCGCUGAAGCAAUCAGCUAUGGUGAUCGUCAAACUAUUUCUGCCCUACUUUCCAAACUGAAAUUGCAAUCUCGACAGCAUAUGGAAGCUCGACGCUCUAAGUUAGUUCGUGCUCUAACUCAAAUGAAAGAUUUUUACUUGGAACUAAAAUGGGAUUUUGCUUCAUGGGUACCACUUGUAUCACGCAUGUUGCCGUCCGAUAUAUGCCGUAUACAUAAGUCUGGAUCGUCUCUACGUCUCGAUACAACAUUGGUAGACUUCAAUGAUAUGCGUUGGGAAAGAGGUGAUAUUUCAUUUAUUUUUCGUGGUGAUAAGCCGAGAGGUGAAUCAUUAGUUGUUUUAGAUAACGAAUAUGAAUGUUAUCAGCACAUACGAUAUGAAGACACAGAUAUUGAAGAUGAGGUAGACGUCCUGAUGUCUACAGAUAUUUUAGCUGCUCAAAUGUCAACUAAAAGUAUACAAUUUGCACGGGCUCAAAGCGGGUGGAUUUUUCGCGAAGACAGGAAGGAAUUGGUUAGUGGGCAGUAUCAAUGCGAUUUAUAUUCGAUACUAGGCCUUGUAUUAAAACAACGUAAGAGACGAGAGCACCUUUCACAUGAAGACCUACAAAAAAACAGGGCCAUUGUUGAUUCAAUAACGCGUGGCGGUCGACGAGCAAGUGUAACAAGUGCUAACGGUGCCGGCGGAUCUAGUGGUGAUUCAACAAACGGUUCCGGAACAGAAAUGCCCCGAAGAAGCUCUUUGCAACCACCACCACAACCAACAGUAACGUGGGAGGAAUAUAUAAAUGCGCCUUCCGGUAAAUGUCCUCAAUUAGGGCGACCACCAGUGCACAAACAAUCAAACAAAAGUAUACGGGCUACAGUGGCAAUGAGUAAAGAUUUCCCGCUUAGUGUAGAAAUGUUACUAAAUGUUCUCGAAGUAAUAGCGCCGUUCAAACACAUAAAUAAAUUACGAGAAUUUAUAACAUUGAAAUUGCCAACGGGUUUCCCCGUCAAAGUGGAGAUACCAGUUCUGCAUACCGUGACAGCAAAGAUAACAUUUCAAAAGUUUGAAUUUCGUGACAACAUACCAGAAACGCUAUUUGAUGUGCCGUCACAUUAUGUAGAGGAUGCACGUCGGUUUCCUGAUUUAUGACCCACAGGAACGCCCCAGCAGCAAACGGCAGAUAACGUUGAUUUAAACCGUAAUGCCACAACAAACGACCGCUCACCACCCACAUCUAGAAGCGGCAGGCCAAAAUCACAUACCGGGUUCGUUGAAAUAGACUAGUGUAUGUCUGAAAUCAAUAUAGAACUGUGAUAAUAGCAGCGAUGUAUUAUUAUCAUGGCGAACAGGUAUUCUGAGGUUAAUUAAUCGCCUUAUUAAUUAUAUUUAAACAGCCCACAGAAUGUUUAGAGUUCGUAUAUAACUAUAUAUUAGUUAUGCAAACUAUUUCCAUGUAAUGACUGCUAAAAACUAAUGCAUAAUUAAUCCAUCAGUCUCGCUGGUGAGUGUUUUUCUGUUUAAGUAAGAUUAAAAAAUUAAAAAAAAAAAAAUUUUAUUUUACAUUACCACUACUGCUUUAAACCACGAUAAAUAAAUUAAAAUAUUAAUUAAUUAUUCCCAAAAUUGAUGUCUGCCUGAAAUAUUCAUACAUAUAAAUACAUAAAUAUGUACAAAGUAAACUUUUUAACCAAUUUGUAACUGUUAUAAUUUAAAAUUUUAAUUACCGUAAUAAUGACACUUCGGUGGUAUACCAACGUAAUGAAAUCUAAAACUUUGAAUUAUAACGAAAAUAUCUAUUUAUUUUAUGUCGUAUUGACUAAUGUAUGCAUGUAUGAAGAAUUAAUUUGUAGACCUAGGUUAUAUAAGUGACAAGUACAAUCGUCAGUCCUAGUUCCUGGUUUUAAUUAGAAUUUCGGCGUUGUAACGAAAUCAGAUAACAGAGCACUUUUUAAUUGAAAUUGAAUUUUCCGAAACUAUACAAAAAAAAAGUUUACUUAAAGGAAAAUUUCUGCAGCAGUGCUACAUACAUAGAUAUAUUAUAUAGAAGUAUAAAUAAAAAUACUUUAUUUCCUUUCGUAUUGAUUCUACAAGAAAUGCCAUAAGUUUAUGGACUAUUAUUGAGCAGCAUUCAUAUAAAUGUCGUGUGUAGUUAUUUAGGUCUGUACGUAGUUACUAAGUUAAGUAUAGGUAAAAUCGUCACAUUUCAAUAUAUUAAUCUCUUUAUAAAAGCAAAAAGGUUUUGUAUGAAAGUCUUUUUUUGUUUGUUUAUUUUUCGUUGUAAACGUGGGCAUAUCAAAUACAUUAUAAAUUUAUGUAACACUUUGUUAAACAAAAGCCACAUAACAGUGACUGCAAUUCCAUGUUGCAAUGUGUUUAUUUCUUAUUUGCGUAAACAUACAUUUAAUUAAGUAUUAAAGUUUAUUGAAAUAAUUGUUAACUUUAAUUGUGGAAAUGUUGGUUAUUCGAAGAACUGUUAUUUUCUUUUUACGCUCAGCAAGAUUUCGCUGUAAAUAUGUCAGUACAUAUACGUAUAUAUAAGUAACACACACACCUAAUAGAUAGUAAGAAUUAUAUAUUGUGCAGAUGUUAUAAAUUAAUAAUUAAGAACACUUAAACGUCUCUCGACAUACAUACAUUUAAACAUAUACAUCGCUUUACUUUGUAAUAAAUCAAUUAGUUCAUCCAUUAUCGACACAAUAUAUGGAAAUAUGUGCGUAUGCUAAAGUUAUUUUGCAAAACGUAUUAGGCUGCAGCAUUACGCUUGUACAUAGUUAUGUGGAUAAACUGCUACUUGUAUGCCCUAAUGAAUAUAACGUAAUCAAAACUAAAGCUUUACUUCAGAGGUUCCAACACGAGAAUCAUAAGAAUUAAAUUAUAAAAUAAGCUCAUUAGAACCUAACAGGUUUAUUUUGUGUAUUUACAUAAAUAUGAAAUUAUGUAAUUAAUUUAUGAGUUAUUCCAAAAACAUGUAUGUUAUUUAAAAUAAAUAUUUUAAAAACCUUUUUUUUUUGGGCUGCCAUAUAUUAUCUUAUGCAUACCAACAUUUGUUCAUUGAAAUGCUGUAUAUGUACAUACAUACAUGUUACAUCCAAUAAUGCACUAUUUUUUUAAAUGUCAAAGAAAAUACAAAACGUAUGUUCAAUAAAUAUUUAAGUUUAGUAGUGUGUGAACUAUUUAGUAAAUUUUUAAAAGUAACAAAAUGUUUUGUACUUAACAUUAUAUAAAAUCUAUGUUAAUAUGCCAAGCACAUACAUAUGUAGGUAUAAUCACGAAUAAGCUUAAAUUUUUAAUUAUUGCAGUGUGCAUACAUGGCGCAAAAUAUGUGCAUAUGUAUGUAUGAAAUUACUAUAGAUACUAUGAAGUAAAAAAUAUUAAAUUACGUACACGCACGUACACACAGCCUUCACGACAUAACCCUUUUAGAUCACCUAAGUAUUAAUUAUAAGCCGUGAAGUUAAAACUAAAAUAAAAGCUAGCAAAUACAUCUACUAUAUCUACAUACAUUAUUCAUACAUACAUAUAUCUACAAUCAAAGUUUAUGUAAAGUGA
Molecule: messenger RNA, 4254 nt
Organism: Ceratitis capitata (Mediterranean fruit fly)
Lineage: Eukaryota; Metazoa; Arthropoda; Insecta; Diptera; Tephritidae
Product: ankyrin repeat domain-containing protein 13C
Exons: 1
Coding region: 181-1854 (557 amino acids)
Cellular component (GO): cytoplasm
Molecular function (GO): protein binding
Source: RefSeq, a predicted model, not a curated record